AUGGUUUCCCCUCCGUCCCAGAGGCUCUGGGUGUUGGUGGUGACGGUGGUGUUGGUGGAGCUCCCUGGAGUCCUGCAGAAGUGCAUCUUUGACGAAGUUCAGGCCCAGGCCAGGGUGGUCCGAGCUGCACCCACUGACCCCAUCAGCCCACCCAAUGUGCACCCGCUAAACACCAAUCCUCCAGGACGCAGGGCCUCAGUGACACACAGGAGAAGCCUGAGAAACAUGGCCCCGCCCACUCCUGCCUCCCCACAGCCAAUCAGAAUCAGAACCUGGAUUCCAGCAGAGAGCCACAACCUAUCAGAUGCUGAGAAAGAGAGGAUGGAGGCAGCGGUGGAGGAGGCUGUGAGGAAGGUGUCCUCCUUACUGUCAGUGAUCAGAGGAGCAGGUCCUUUGCUGCUCAGCAGAGACGUCAAUAAAUACUGCAAGUUCCUCUGGAGGAAUUCAAGUACUGCCAACUACAACAGGUGUGGUCGAGCCAACAAAAACUACAGAUCUGAGACCUGUCUUGAUGUGACUAUCCCAGAUGAUCACCUGUCUGGAUGUGAUAUUUCCCCAGAGGCUGAGUCACCUCUCAGGACUGUGCUCCGUCCUGAAGGAGCUGGACUCCCCGACACCGACUUCCUGCUGUACCUCCUCCUACAGGCCACAGACAGGUGUAGAGCAGAGCCUAGUGUGCUGGCCUACGCUGUCCACUGCCAGACGGACGCUGAUGGACGUCCUGUGGCCGGGGUGGUGGUCCUCUGCAGAGACCGACUGACCGGAGCCACAUACAGCCACCAGGCUACGGUACAGACUGUGAUCCACGAGCUGCUCCAUGCACUUGGUUUUUCUAAAGAUCUCUUCCACACCUGGACCGACUGUUCCUCCAAAUCUCAAGGGAGUGCUGUCUGUUCUCCUCGAGGCAAAGUGACUCACUCUGAUGGUUCGGGUCAGAUGAGGAUCUACACCCCCUCCGUCAUCUCCGCCCUGCAGAGGCUCCUGGGGUCCGUUGACCCUGAGCUGGGGGGGCCGCUCGAGAACCUGGAUGUGCCUCUGGGGAAGGCGUCCUCUCACUGGGAGGCCCGGGUCCUGCAGGGCUCCAUCAUGGCGGCGGUGCUGGAGGACCCCCCCGCGGUCCGGAUCGACCCGGUCACUCUGGCUGCUCUACAGGAUACAGGCUGGUACACCGUGGACAUGAGCCGGGCACAGAGUCUGGUGUGGGGAGAGGGCGAAGGAUCCAUGUUUGGUUCCCUGUCAACCUGUCAGAACAAGUCCUCGUCCUUUUUCUGCACUGGCAGUGGAUCUGGGUGUCAUUAUCUCCACCUCCACAAGGGGGAGUGUCAGACUGAUCAAUACCUGGAGGGCUGUCGAGUGUACAAACCCCUCAAGAAUGCAAGUGAAUGUUGGAAAGAGGAAAACGGUGGAGAAGAGGACUGGAGCGGGGAGAUGUUUGGUUUUCACAGCCGCUGCUUCUUCUCAAACCUGACCAGACAGAACCAGAGUGAGGUUCCUUUGUCCGGCAGCUCUGAGGAGGGUCGGUGUUACAGACACAGGUGUAGAGGACCCAACAGAUACCAAGUCCAGGUGUCUGGCUCUGAAUGGGAGGACUGUCCAGCAGGGGACACCGUUAAGAUAAACGGAUAUCUGGGUUCAGUCCACUGUCCUGACGGGAGGUUAUGUCGAUACGAUGACAUCACUCCUCCCUCUUAUGAUGUCACUACAUUUCCUGCUUCUGCCACAAGUGAUCCGUAUGAGGCUGUCCCGUCAGCGCAGGACUGGAGCUGGCCCCCCCUCAGACCCCCCGCUGAGCUGACUGCAGCCUCAGCGCUCGGCCUCACGGUGGCUGUGUGUGUCCUCUCUGCAGCCGUGGUGUGUUACAAGAAGUAUUGCUCCUGCAGGGUCCGGAUCCACGCUGCCUCGGAGCAUCACACUGAUCUGUAGCAUCACACUGAUCUCUAGCAUCACACUG
Trematomus bernacchii (emerald rockcod) is the source of this 1951-nucleotide messenger RNA. Its product is annotated as leishmanolysin-like peptidase 2. Gene Ontology annotation, cellular component: membrane; cytoplasm. Bases 1 to 1923 code for a protein of 640 amino acids. Gene Ontology annotation, molecular function: metalloendopeptidase activity. Gene Ontology annotation, biological process: cell adhesion; proteolysis. The record is from RefSeq and is a predicted model, not a curated record. The transcript is spliced from 14 exons. Lineage: Eukaryota; Metazoa; Chordata; Actinopteri; Perciformes; Nototheniidae.